AUGGCAUCACUUGACAAAGAUUAUCCAUGGUCCCAAGGAGACAUUCUGAAGUUACUGGAAUGCAUCAAGAAAAAUAUCCCCUCAGAUGACUCCGGAUCAUUCAAAAAAACCCAGGAAGACCUAGACUGGGGCAAAGUGGCUUUUAAACAUUUUUCAGGAAAAAUGUGCAAACAAAAGUGGAUACAACUUUCUCAUAAUUUGAGGAAGUUCCGCACACUGUCAGAAUUAGUGCUAGAAGCCAAUGAACAUGUGAAACAACAGCCCCAAAGUAAGAAACAUCCUGACUUCCCCAAAAGACCCCUGACUGCCUAUCUGCGCUUUUACAAAGAGCAGCGGGCUAAGUACUCUCAGCGGUAUCCUAAAUACAACAACUCACAGCUGGCCAAACUCCUGGCAGAGAAAUACAAUCAGCUGCCCCGGGAGAUCAAGGAGAAAUAUAUUCAGGACUUCCAGAAGGAGAAACAGGACUUUGAGGAAAAACUGAUUAAAUUCAAGAAAAACCAUCCUGAUGUAGAGCAUUAUAAGAAAUCUGUGGUGCCCAGGAGCCGGGAAACCAAAGUCCCGAAGAAACCACAAAGAGAUAUGGAAAACGUGAAGUCUCCUCUAAAAACAGAUCUUCCCAAAACAUUUCCCUCAGUGAUGAAAUUUCAGGGAGAACCCAAGAAACCCCCUAUGAAUGGAUACCACAAAUUUCAUCAAGAUUCGUGGUCAAGUCUGGAGCUGUGCCGUCUACCCUUGAGGGAGCGCUGGGUUGAGAUUAGCAGACGAUGGCAGCAAGUCCCCAAGAGCCAGAAAGAGCACUAUAACACUCAGGCUGAGAAGCUACAGAAACAAUACCAGGUGGACAUGGACCUCUGGCUGAAGGGAUUGUCAUCUGAGGAAUACACUGCAUACAGAAAGGCACAGGUUGCCUGUGGUAAGCGAAAGAACUUGGCCAUGUCUGGAGGCAAAAGCCCCAAGUUUGGACGGACAGAUCAGCAGUCCAAUUCAGCAGAGGAGCAGCAAAAAAGGCCUGGGGAAAUGCAAGAGCUGCUGGCUCCUGGAACAGAUUCUUCGGAGACUAUUCAGGGCGCUGAUGGUGGCUCCCAGGUAUUCAGGCAGAAUAUGAUGGAAGAUGGAGAAGAGGACGACUCUAGCAGCUCCUCAGACGAUUCUAGCAGCUCCUGGCAUGGCUCUAGCGGCUCCUCAGACGACUCUAGCGGCUCCUCGGACGACUCUAGCAGUACAGAUGAAGAUGAUGGCCCGGCGGUGCUAGCGCCCGCCUCUAAAUCCUAG
Onychomys torridus (southern grasshopper mouse) is the source of this 1275-nucleotide messenger RNA. RefSeq names its product upstream binding transcription factor like 1 (gene Ubtfl1). The coding region runs from base 1 to 1275 and encodes 424 amino acids. The record is from RefSeq and is a predicted model, not a curated record. The transcript has a single exon. NCBI's taxonomy places the organism in Eukaryota, Metazoa, Chordata, Mammalia, Rodentia, Cricetidae.